AUGUCAUUUGGACCAUCGAAAUCGCUGAAGAUGGCUUCGUCUGCCCCAGAGAAAUCUCGACCAUCUUCGACCUCUCCACGUCUACCGUCUCCCCCACCAUUCCCUGAGGUUCAAAUCCCCGCCACCUCCACCACAAACUCAAAAUCUGGUACCGCAGCCGCGACUACAAACUCGCUGAUAGCCCCGCGCCGUAUUCGCCCCGGCACCAAGUCCAAAAACAUUGCGAUUGGUCCGCCUCUCGUGCCAUUCAAUGAACUUGACUCUCCAUUCCAACUUCAAGAGCAUCUUGCCGCGCUUCUGUCAUCAAUCACAUCACCGCCGGACUCAGACACCACCAUCCCGCUGUCACGCGAGGCAUGUGAAGCACUCGCUACACCGCCGGAGGGCGCUGAGGAGUCGCUGUGGUGCUAUGAGCUUACGCGCCGAUUGACCAGGGAUCUCAAUGUUUUACUUGUUGCGUUACUAAAUGACAAUUGCACUGCCUCUUCGUGCCCAGAGAUGCGCGCAAGCGAAUGGCAGUACCUGUGCGCGGUGCACGACCCGCCUAAGUCAUGUUGCGCCAUUGAUUACUCUACGCAUACCCUUGACCAAGCGGCCACUAUGCUAUGCACUCAAAAAUAUUUCCCUAGCAGGUUGAAUUUAGGUGCAGGAAGUAUCAAGCAUUUGGGCAGCAUCUUUAGGAGGCUCUAUAGAAUAUUUGCGCAUGCAUGGUUUCAGCAUAGAAGUGUAUUUUGGGACGUGGAGAAUGAGUUUGGUUUAUAUCUCUUUUUUAAGACGGUCUCUGAUCGUUACCAUUUAAUCCCUAAAGAUAACCUAACUCUUCCACCAGAGGCAGAAGGUUUAAAAUCAACUGAUGAUGAAGCGGAUUUUGAGGAAGAAGAGAUCGACGAGUUCGACCGCGGGACGGGAGAGCAAGGCCGUCGACAAGAGUUAGGCGGGGAACUCGAGGAAGAUGAUGGUGAUGAAGAUUAUCCAGAUAGUGACGAAUCUGAAUCUGAUGAAGAUGAAGAAGGAGAGCUCAGAAACGGGGAAGAUGACGAGGAUGAAUUUGAGCUAGAAAUGGAUAUCCAUUUGUUGGAGGAUGAGAAAAGCGAACUGGCAGGAAUCGAAAAUAAUAUAGACGAGAAAGAUGAAGAAGAGCAGGAUGCAGAGGAGAUUGUUGAGAAAUCACUCUUGCUCCUACCUGCCCCCCCGGAAAACGCCACAUUGGCUUGUUUGAAGAGCCUAUAUGCACCUUCUCUUGCCGCCGCUUUCCAGCAGACUCCUUCUGAAGUAUAUUCGAUUCUAGAUGUAGCAAUCCAUGUACCUUUCCUAUCCUCUUCCGCCACAAUUUCUCGACGGAAAGUAUUCGCAAAAACUCAAAGGCUUCUUGCAAGAUUAUAUUCAUCAGCAUACUCCGCGGCUAUCAAAGAAGGAAGGGAGGACCUCGUUGAUGUCAGGAUCGUGUUCUUGAGCAACACUGGCUUGAGCUUCGAAGAUGAGAAGAAGAUUCCAACUGGCAUUUUCAAUGGCCCAAUCGUGAGUUUACGCAAACUUGCAGAUUCGGGAAGGGAGUGGAAGAAUAUAGUUAUCGCAUCACCCCCACCAACGGAAGGCGAAGAGGAUGGCGAAGGGGAAGGUGAAGUGAUUGCGAAUAACUUUUUGGAGUACUAUCGUGAUCAGGUCGGAACCGAUACCGUCGUUCUCCGCUGUGAUCUUGGCGAGAUUCCGGAGAACCCUGAGGAAGAAGAAUCAAGUGAAAAAGAACCAGAAGAUGGAGAAGAGCACUCAAUUGUAGCAGUUGGCGGAACAUUCGACCACCUUCAUCCAGGACAUAAGCUCCUCUUGACAAUGACCGCCUUCAUUCUCUCUCCUCACGCACCGUCGCCGCGUCUAAUAAUCGGUAUAACUGGAGCUAAUAUGCUCAAAAAUAAGAAACACAGCAAAUAUCUUACCCCAUGGUCUACCCGAACCCACCAGACACUCCAGUUCCUUCGUGGGAUCCUCGAUUUCGCCUCUCCUGACGAAAUAAAAUCCAAUACUACCUCUUUGAUGACACCCGAGCCAGAGAAUGCGCUUCGCGCUUUCACUACACUAUUUGCCGGCGCCCUUGUUGUAGAGACAGUCGAGAUUGACGAUCCUUAUGGACCUACCACGACUAAUGAGGACAUCUCUGCACUUGUAGUGUCUGCUGAGAGUUCUCAAGGAGGAGAAGCUGUAAACGCCAAAAGGCGUGAGACUGGAUUCAAGGAGCUAGAGGUUUUCUCUGUAGAUGUUAUUGACACUGAUGCAGAAGGCGUGAAGAUGAGUAGUACCGAUAUCAGAAGACGACUGGAGGAGAAGGAUGCAAUCGAGAAUUAG
Morchella importuna is the source of this 2340-nucleotide messenger RNA. RefSeq lists its product as uncharacterized. The transcript has 3 exons. Gene Ontology annotation, molecular function: catalytic activity. The record is from RefSeq and is a predicted model, not a curated record. Gene Ontology annotation, cellular component: cytoplasm. Gene Ontology annotation, biological process: biosynthetic process. Lineage: Eukaryota; Fungi; Ascomycota; Pezizomycetes; Pezizales; Morchellaceae. The coding region runs from base 1 to 2340 and encodes 779 amino acids.